This is a messenger RNA of Prunus armeniaca (apricot), 801 nucleotides long. Lineage: Eukaryota; Viridiplantae; Streptophyta; Magnoliopsida; Rosales; Rosaceae. The record is from the annotation of a GenBank genome assembly.
AUGGCGCUUAAUUCACCGACUCGCUGCGCGGCUCCACUGACCCGCUCUGCCCCUCCUCAUUCGACUCUCGCUUUCUUCAAUCGGACCUUGCUCAGACCGGCAUUUUCAACCGAAUCCCGGACCGCCAGGCUCGUCUCCGUUCGUUGCCAGACUCUCACUCCGGACGGCUUCCCGUCUAAGCGGCCUGUGGGUUUGGACGAGUCGGAAGCUUCGAUCGGGUCGUCGGGCUCUUCAUCCACGUCCUCCGCUAUUGAUUUUCUCACAUUGUGCCACAGUCUCAAGACCACAAAAAGAAAGGGCUGGAUCAAUCAUGGAAUAAAGGGUCCUGAGUCCAUUGCUGACCAUAUGUACCGCAUGGCUUUGAUGUCUUUGAUUGCUGGUGACGUUCCUGGUUUGAACAGAGAAAGGUGUAUCAAGAUAGCAAUUGUCCAUGACAUUGCAGAAGCUAUUGUUGGAGAUAUAACACCAUCUGAUGGCAUACCCAAAGCAGAAAAGAGCAGAAGGGAGCAAGCAGCUCUGAAUGAAAUGUGCAUAGUUCUUGGUGGAGGGAUGAGGGCUGAAGAGAUCAAAGAACUUUGGGCAGAGUAUGAAAAUAAUUCGUCCUUAGAGGCUAAUCUUGUGAAAGAUUUUGAUAAAGUUGAAAUGAUUCUGCAAGCAUUGGAAUAUGAAAUAGAACACGGAAAGGUGCUGGAUGAGUUUUUCAUUUCUACCGCAGGGAAAUUUCAAACUGAACUAGGAAAGAGUUGGGCAGCUGAGAUCAUUUCUAGAAGAAAUUCACGGGUUGACAAGAGUCAUAACUGA